UAAGUCACAAAGUAAAUUCGACUUUAGUGCUGUUUAGCCUGUCACUAAGAGAUACAUGGAGCUAUACCAAAGUCGUACUCAUAAUAAAUCAUUUUCGCUUCUCAGGUUUGCUCUGAUCCACCAUCUGAAGCUGCCUUCCAACUGGGCUGCAGACCGCGGUGUAGUCGUUUCGGAUACAAAUUUCUCAGAGACUCGUCACAUUCUUUGAACACCCUACAUUCUUUUCUUCCGAGUCAGUCCGACUCGUCAAGGGCAUACCAUGUCCGUCACCACCCGCCUCGAUAAUGACCAUGAAGUGGUGAUCAAGCUCUCAUCCGAGCACACCCCGUCCCCUAACUCAUCAUUAAUCUUUCCUACCAUCACAAACUUUAGCUCAUCAAACUCCUCUCCUUCAUCCACAUGCUUUUCGCUGGGGCACAUGCCAACUGUCAGAUUCGCACCGCUUCCCUCACCAGACCCUAACCGGAAGCGUUCGAACUUGCCGCUCGGGAUGGCGGCCCGUUCGCGGAGAAGACGUCCCACGCGUGAAGGGCGUCAGCAAGGACGGCCGCUGUGGACCUAUGACCCUGCUGCAGAAGACCCACUGAUCAAGGAUCCGCUUGUCACGUUGGGGAAGUUUGUGAAAAGCGCGAGUAGAAACCUAUGGCGACGCGUGAGAGAGAGGAAUGGGCUUGUAGAUCAGGCGGAGCCUAUCCAACAUGAUGCCGUUCUUGAUAUCAAACCAAGGAAUGGUCACGAGCAGCUGGUGGAAGUGGUGCCAGCACAUAGACAAGCAGUUAUCUCAGAGGUGGGAACGCGUUUUGAGCGCCCUGCGCUUGAUGACAACAACUUGAAGUGGCGGCGGAGAAGGACUACGGGCAGUACUAUGCCUUCUGCUCCAGGCUUACAUUAAUUCUUUCAAGACUUUUUAUGAUAGUUUGAUCUUUCAUGCAGAUAAUUCAUGCCGCUGGCAGAAGCUUUACUGAAGCUUGUCUGCAAAAGUUCCAGGCUCUCAGUGUUGUGCUACUUUUUCACCAGUAAUAGUAAUAGUUGCUAUUGUUGUUACAUCUGCACACACCUCGUCGACGGGGCUUCAGUUUGUCCGUCGUGUGCACUGCAACGUUGCUAUGAUAGAGUGCAGAUAUGAUGA
Molecule: messenger RNA, 1129 nt
Organism: Suillus fuscotomentosus
Lineage: Eukaryota; Fungi; Basidiomycota; Agaricomycetes; Boletales; Suillaceae
Exons: 1
Coding region: 260-892 (210 amino acids)
Source: RefSeq, a predicted model, not a curated record